AAAAUACAUUUGAGACUUUACAGUUGGAAGGAAUGUUUGAAUAAAGAGGAGAAAAAAAUUUUGUAAAAUUUUAUUUUUAAUAUUAAAAGAAAAUUUUAUUGAAAAAAUAAAAGAUGGCGAAGAGUAGUGCAAAAUAUCAGUACUAUGCUACAUUAUGUGCAAACAUAUUGUCAAUGUCAUAUGGAGCAUUUUGUGGUUGGCCAUCAUCAAGUUUCUUAGUUUUACAAUCAAAAGAUAGUCCAUUAGAUGGUGGUCCAAUGACUGAUGAACAAGCAUCUUGGGUAGGAUCUUUAUUAUGUGUUGGUGGUUUUGUUGGAAAUUAUUUGUUUGGAUGGUUAGCAAAUUUUUAUGGAAGAAAAAUUUCAAUGAUGCUAAUUGUAAUACCAACAUUGAUGAGUUUGGCUUUAAUAAUACUGGCUUCAAGUGUAGAAUAUCUUUAUGUUUCAAGAUUUCUAGGUGGAUUAGCUGGCGGCGCAACUUUUUGUAUAGUUCCAUUAUAUAUUACAGAAAUAUCAGAAGAUAGAAUUCGCGGUCAACUUGGAUCUUAUUUGGUUCUUUCAGCAAAUUUUGGAUUACUUGUUGCAUACGUUUUAGGAUGCUAUGUAGAUUAUGAUAUCUUUCCUUAUAUAUUAACAAUUUUUCCAAUUUUAUUCAUAAUUUUAUUUGCAUUUUUACCGGAAACUCCACCUCAGUUACUUAAAGUUAAAAAAAUUAAGGAAGCUGAGAUAUCCUUAAGAUAUUUUAGAAAUUUAAGAAAAAUUUCUAAAGAACCACCAGAAUAUUUUAAAUCUGAAUUAGAGAAAUUAAAACAUGAUUAUUUGGAUGAUCCUCAUAAGAGUAAAGGGGAUGAAAAUCAGUUAUCUUGGAAAGAUUUUACAACAAAACCAGCUUUAAAGGCUUUUGUUAUUGGAGUAGCUCUAAUGGCUUUAAAUCAAUUUUGUGGUUGUUUUGCAAUGAUUAAUUAUACAGCAACGAUAUUUGUUAAGGCUGGUUCAACAUUAUCUCCAAAUAUUUCAUCAAUUAUUGUUGCAUUAAUUCAACUUAUUGGAUCAUAUUUCUCGGUUAUUUUAGUUGAAAGAGCUGGAAGAAAAUUAUUAAUUGCUGGUUCUGCAUUUGGUACUGGAAUCGGACAUUUGUGUAUGGGAACUUUUAUAUUAUUAGAUAACAUGCCAGGAUAUGAUGUGUCCGGCUAUAGAUGGGUACCUCUUGCAUGCUUUUCAUUUAUAAUAUUUAUAGUAUCAUGGGGUGUAUCAACAUUACCAUUUUUACUAGUGUCUGAACUUUGUCCUCCAAAAAUUCGUGAAAUAGUUUUAAGUGUUUGUAUUUCAGUAUUAUGGUUUUUCGCGUUUUUCAUAAUUAAGUAUUUAUCGGUCAUUGUUGAUGCCAUGGGUUUACAUGGAGCAUUAUUCAUAUUUUCGGCUUGUUCAUUUACUGGAGGAAUAUUUGUUUUAGCAUUUGUUCCUGAAACAAAAGGAAAAAGUAUUGAUGAAAUUAUUGCAAUGUUAGAAUAAUUUCGAAAUUUUAAAUUAGUGAAAAAUUUUUGUGUAUAUUUUAUGAAAGUUGAAUAGACGGCGUAUUUUAUUUGACGUCUUACUAAUUCGAUAUAUAUAUAUAUAUAUAUAAUUAACGUUAGAAUGAAUUUAUAUAUUUUAAAUAAGAAAAAAAAAAAGAAAAUAAUUUAUUGUACAGGAAAUUUUCCUGAUAAGAAAAAUAAAAAAUUGU
Molecule: messenger RNA, 1722 nt
Organism: Condylostylus longicornis
Lineage: Eukaryota; Metazoa; Arthropoda; Insecta; Diptera; Dolichopodidae
Product: facilitated trehalose transporter Tret1-like
Exons: 8
Coding region: 114-1511 (465 amino acids)
Biological process (GO): transmembrane transport; carbohydrate transport
Cellular component (GO): membrane
Molecular function (GO): sugar transmembrane transporter activity
Source: RefSeq, a predicted model, not a curated record